Molecule: messenger RNA, 1153 nt
Organism: Armigeres subalbatus
Lineage: Eukaryota; Metazoa; Arthropoda; Insecta; Diptera; Culicidae
Exons: 4
Coding region: 219-719 (166 amino acids)
Cellular component (GO): membrane
Source: RefSeq, a predicted model, not a curated record
CCUACCGGAUUCAGUCUGCCAGUCUCAUUUGACCAGUGCAUCGAUUCGGGUGUGUUCUUCCGCGCGCGCGAGUUUCCUCGGUCCGUUCCGGUCGGUUGACUUCCUUCCCACAAACCCUUCCCGCCGCUGUAUCAGUGAGUCAAGGCUUCCAAGCUUUAAAAGUAAACUCACCACAUUUUCUACUCACCGGGGGCGUAGUUCCUAGCUGAAGCACCAAGAUGUCGCACUCAGUCGUCAUAACACGGACAACAACCACUACCACAGGCACCUCGCAUCUCAUUCUCAACACAGGCUAUUUGAAAACUACGGCCGGUCUACUAAAGCUUGCUCAGCUGAUCAUUGGCGCCGUCAACGUCGGGAUCGUAGCAUGGCACCUGCGACGGUACCACUCCGUCUAUGCCAGCGGUAAUCCGGAACUGUUCUUCCUGCUGAUGGCCGUGGCCUUCCUCAUUGGCACAUUCUGCCUGCUGGCGUCGUGCCUCGUAUCGUUGAGCACCGGGGGAAUUAUUUCGAAAACCAUUUACGAGCUGAUCUACCAUGCGAUUGCCUUCAUCUUGAUACUGACGUCGUCCAUCAUUCUACUAUCUGAUGUCACCAACGGACGAUAUUAUUCAACGCUCAAGGAUGCUUACAUGAUUGCUUCCAUAUUGGGAAUAAUCAAUGCAGCUCUUUAUCUCUUCAGCACUAUAUUGGCUCAGCGGUAUUAUCGAGGAAUCUAAGUGCUUAAACAGUCAUCACCAUCUAUUUAACUCCAAUGCAUUACUUGAAACCAUUAAUUAAACUCGAAAUAUACCCAAUCUUGAAGAUAUGAAAUACCCAAAUUUUGAAAACCAUAUAAAUGUCGCCUGGUGCCUAGAAUUAUGUGAACAUAAAUGUGCCUAGAAUUUUUUAAAGCUUUUAUGAUUGGAAUAUAUACUCUAUACAACGUUCAUACGAAUCUUAAAAAAACACACAAGGUAUGAUUUGAAAUAAUUAGUGAAUAAGUGUACUGCCAAGGAAAUUUUCGAUUUUUAUUCUCAUCUCAAAUGGAUCAUUAAAACAAGUAGGAACUGCAGCAAAAACAAGUCAUGCGAUGUACUGUACGAUUAAGGAGAUUACUUUGUACUUCAUAACUAUUAUAAGAUAAAUAAAUAUUCUAAUAAAUAUAAGAUAA